Pectinophora gossypiella (pink bollworm) is the source of this 2848-nucleotide messenger RNA. RefSeq lists its product as uncharacterized. Lineage: Eukaryota; Metazoa; Arthropoda; Insecta; Lepidoptera; Gelechiidae. Gene Ontology annotation, molecular function: peptidase inhibitor activity. The transcript is spliced from 3 exons. The record is from RefSeq and is a predicted model, not a curated record. The coding region runs from base 56 to 1039 and encodes 327 amino acids.
UAAACUUUUCAGUGUUUAGGUUGCAAUAUUAGCAUUAGGUAGUUUUUAUAAGAAAAUGAAGCAGUUAUUUUUAAUAUGCAGUUUCAUCAUUAUAAUAAAAAAUCGGACAACUGUAGCAUGGAAUCAGUCAUGUGAUCCAUUGAUAGAUGUUAGUGGACCAUGCCAUCGCUGCGAGUGCAGAGCCGAUGGCGACCUUUAUUGUGAACUACGCAAAUGCGACGCGGCGAGCUUUGCUGAAUACACGUACACUUCACUCGAAUGUGCCCCAAAUGUGAAAUAUAACGAAGGAUUCAUAAGCUGUCAAUGCGAUCCCUACGGCUCUUGGUUGAAUGAUGACUGCCGGAAAACCUUUAGCUACGUUGGUGUUCCACUUCAUAUUUCAACUGCUGUAGCUGACGUAGGAAUGACAUGCGACAGUUCGAAGGGUUACAUCGUCCAAUGCAACUUCUGCGUGUGCAAAAGUGGUGUUAUCGAGUCAGAAUACUGUACAAACAAUCUGUGCGAUGGAGGACGUACAGAAGUAACUACGGUUGACUUGACGAGGUUCAACUUUAUAUAUCCCGAUAGGAAAAAGUGGGAGCUGAUUCCGAAAGAUCCUGAAUGUACUCCAAAUGAAUUGUUCACCGUCGGUUGUCAUGUCUGCGAAUGUUCAGAUACAGGUUUUGUUAAAAACUGUACCACGGAGUAUUGUGGACCGUUGCAGGAUCUUAUACCUCCUGGUUAUUUGAAAAGGAUGUCACUCCGGAGUACGAGUGGUGUGGGGAUCUUACGUGAUAGGAGAAUGUGCGAGCCGAAUUCAAGUUUCUCAGAUGGUGGAUGCAACGAAUGUAAAUGUACUCCAGAAAGAUACUGGGUUUGUACGAUAACCUGUCCUAUUGUACUGAACGGUAAACCGUCUGGUAUCGAUAUAAAAUGUACUCCGUCCACAACUUUGACUGAUGGAUGCAAUGUGUGUUUAUGCUCGGCUAAGGAACUUUGGGUUUGCAGCAUCAAGUGUCCCCACCCAGAAAAGCAAGGCAGCUCCAAAUCUGAGGGCUAAGUCAAGUCAUACAAUAAAGAAUAAUACUACGCAUAGAACGGCAACUCUCCGUUCCCCACCAACGGCUGAGCUAAAGAAUAAUACUAGGCAUAGAACGGCAACUCUCCGCUCCCCACCAGCGGCUGAGCUAGGUUUACCUCACCCCCCCUCGAGCAUAGUAUAGAAUUAAAUCGUAUGGCGUCAGACGUCACACACUCACCUCACACAGAUGCGCGUGUAAGUACGAUAACGUACACAUUGACGUCAUCGUACUUACAGGUGUCUGUGUAAAACUUGGUUGUUUGUAUGAAGUGUUCGGGGUGUCGUCAAGUGGCAAUUAUUCCCAUUUCCUAAGCUUCCGUCUUCCAGGUUCGAACCCUGUUAAGAACUUAAACACAAAAAUCACUUUGGGAUCCGUAGUUCGGCCAGGUUAUUGCAGGCUGAUCAUACGAUUGUCCGAUAGUAAGAUGAAAUUUAAAUGAAAAAUCACGUAAAUUUAAGUGUUUUUUUUUAAUUAUUUUCCGUACCAUACUUUUGCGGCGGAAAAUUCAGAUGAUGGUGAAAAAUAAACAUAUACCUACUUACAUAUCUAAACAUAAUAUACCCACUCCAGCGGGGGUGAGGUCGAUACGAAUGGUGCGGGGCGGAUAGUUACCGUUCUAUAUAUACUACAUACAUACAUACAUAAACUGUCUAUAUACGUCCCACUACUGGGCACAGGCCUCCCCUCAAUCAACCGGAGGGGGUAUGGAGCAUACUCCACCACGCUGCUCCACUGCGGGUUGGUGGAGGUGUUUUUUUUACGGCUAAUAGCCGGGACCAACGGCUUAACGUGCCCUCCGAAGCACGGAAUCAUGUUACUUUUUCGGACAAUCAGGUGAUUCAAGCCUGAAAAGUCCUUACCAAACAAAGGACAGUCUCACAAAGUGAUUUCGACAAUGUCCCCAGCCUAACGAUCUAACCACUAGACCACGGAGGCUGUUAUAUAUACCUAUACUACAUAAGGACGCAAUCAUGAAGUAGGUACGUUAUAGCUAACUUUUUUGACGUGACUUAUUGUAGAUUUAUCGCAAAUGGUAUAACUAAAUGGUCAAAUGGACAGCGCUGAGGGUUCUCCCGGUGCAAUAUUGUUUGUGGAAUUCCACAAUUCGACGGAAGAACGACAUUUUUGGAUGUUUGGCAUUUGAAUUACUUUAUAAUUGGGUAGUUUUCUAGGUCAAAUAUAAAUUAUGAAACUCUGAUCACUAAAUAAAGACAGAUCUAAAGGUGACAAAAACGUUUUCUUUCUUCUAUUUAACUUAUUUAUGAAUUUUGAUCAAGAAAAAUAUAAUAAUAGGUGGGACAUUUUGUCACAGGUUGCAUUUUCUUACAAAUUCCAUAGUAAUUUAGUUAUUUGACGUUUAGUAAAAAGUAACUGAUUUGACUAGUUGGAAACUACCCUAUUUAAUCCAACAGGCCUCAGAGAGUUGGGUGCGAAGCUCGGCUCAGGGCAUCGUCUGGGAGGAUAAUAUUUGAAACAAAUAAACGACUUUAAUGGGCCGAAAACGAUAGCGCUAAAUGAGGGAAUUCAUCAACCACGACGGCGGGGCAGUAUCGGAGUCCUGAACUGUUUAUUGUUGCGAGUUAAUUGGCCGCCUCUAUGGCUAGAGGAAACGAGUCGUCAGGAUUGUAUAUUACGACCUUUGGUGAGAGCUAAUUCCAUCCAAAAUCAUUAGCGUCUAGUAUAGUAGAGUACGUAUUUUUAAGACCACUUUUAUUGCUUCAGGUUUUCACAACCAAGGUUACAAUAAGUAAGUAAAUUGCACGCCAUGCGUAAUUCAAUAAAUACUA